Bathycoccus prasinos is the source of this 1620-nucleotide messenger RNA. RefSeq names its product trigger factor. NCBI's taxonomy places the organism in Eukaryota, Viridiplantae, Chlorophyta, Mamiellophyceae, Mamiellales, Bathycoccaceae. The transcript has a single exon. The coding region runs from base 1 to 1620 and encodes 539 amino acids. Gene Ontology annotation, biological process: protein transport; protein unfolding; 'de novo' cotranslational protein folding. Gene Ontology annotation, molecular function: ribosome binding; peptidyl-prolyl cis-trans isomerase activity; protein folding chaperone. The record is from RefSeq and is a predicted model, not a curated record.
AUGUUUGCGAGUGAAAAUGUCCUCCUCAAGAGGGGCUUCGUCGUGGCGGCACAAAACACAUCAUCUUCGUCGUCGAGACGAACGAACGCGCGUGUGCACGUCAAGCGGCAUCCGCGAAGAAGACAAUCGCACAAAAACGAGAGGUCAUCAAAAACGCUCGUUGUCACGAACAUGGCGAAACCACCGUCAAACUCGGCGGUAUCAAACAUUCGCGUGGAAAAAUCCGAGGUGAAACCCGGGUGCGUGGUGGAGUUAUCCGUGGCGGUCCCGAUGGAUGUUUUGGCCAUAAGCUACGAAAACGCGAUCGACGAAGCCGUCGCGCAAGCGGAAAUUCCAGGGUUUGAAGCGCCGAAGAAAAAAGACGGGUCGAGAAAGAAAAGUGAUACGAAGAGACCACCGAUGAAUAUGCUUUUGAAAGCGGUCGGGAAGGAUACGUUUUUGCAACUGUGCAUCGAGGAUACGUUGCAGAACACGUUGCCGCAAGCGAUGCAAUUCGUCGCCAAGGAAGCGAUCCAGGAUUCGGAAACGAUCGCGACGACGCCGAGACAGCUAGCGGAAGCGUUUGGUGGGCCAGAGUGUACGCCGUCGAAAGAGCUGGAAUACGUGAUUAAGAUUUGUGUGCAACCGACGGUGCAGUGGACGAAAAAUAUCGACAGUUUGGAGGCGACGUACGUCAGCCCGGGGAACGACGAAACCGAUAAGAGAGACGCGGAGACGUUGUUUGAGAACCGAUUGAGAGAUUUGGCGACGAUGCGAGUGAUCGCGGAUAGAGGAUUAGAGGAAGGCGAUGUUGCCGUGAUUGAUAUUAAUGCGAUGGAUACGAGCGGGAACUCGUUGCCGGGGAUUGAAACGAAAGAUUUUCGAUUGGAUACGGCGACGACGGAUUUGAAAUUACCCGGGUUGAUGGAACAAAUCGUCGGGAUUAAAACGGGAGAGGAGAAAGAUUUCAACUUAUCUUUUCCGGAAGAUUGGUCGGUCAAAUCUGUCGCCGGUAAAACAGCAAUGUUCACCGUCAAAGUGAACGAGUUGUUUUCGCGAGAGAUGCCGACGUUGUCGGACGACAUCGCCGAGGACAUUUUUACCGGGUCAAAAACCGUCGACGAGGCGAAAGCGCAAAUCCUGGAGGCGCAGAAAAUGUCUCGAGAAGUCGAAGAGAAGAUUGUGAAAGACGAAGCCGUGUUAGACGCGUUAGCGGCGGCGUGCUCGUGUGAAAUUCCGGAAUCUGUGUUGAGAGAACAAUCCGAAAACAUGUUUGGCGAACACUUGACCCAAAUGCAAAUGGAAGGUAAAAUGUCCAUGAAAGCGAUUCAAGCGUUAGCCUCGGAGAAAAACAUGAACAAGUUCGUCACGGAAAGAGCCGAGGAGAUUAAACUCAUUUGUAGAAGAACCAUCGCGUGCGAAGCGUUGUUCACUGAAAAAAAUAUGGUCAUCACGCAAGGCGAACUUUCCGACGAAUUGAAAAACCAGGUGAAAGAUCUCGAGGCGCAAGGCAUCGAAUACGACGAAGAGAGAAUGAUUCAAAACGCGCGAGCGGCGUUGGAGGCGGCAAAGACUAUUCAAUGGUUGAGAGAUAACGUGAAAUUGACCGAAUUGCCACCUUUAGAAAGAUCCUCCGCGUAG